Messenger RNA from Microthlaspi erraticum, 585 nucleotides. The record is from the annotation of a GenBank genome assembly. Lineage: Eukaryota; Viridiplantae; Streptophyta; Magnoliopsida; Brassicales; Brassicaceae.
AUGGACAGAAUCAGUGGAUUAUCCGAUGAAUUGCUGGUCAAAAUACUCUCCUCACUCCCCACAAAAGCUUCUGUAUCCACUAGCGUUUUAUCCAAGCGAUGGGAGUUUCUCUGGAUGCACGUGGCCAAACUCGAGUUCGUGAACAAUCAUUACAACCCAGGCCCAGCAAUUCAAGAUUUCAUCAACAAAAACCUACCACUCCUCAGAGCCUCCACCAUAGAAAUCUUCCGCCUUGAAUCCAAUCAUUACAAUCUUUGUUCAUUUCAAGCGCAAGAUGUUACUCGGUGGCUUGCAAGCACGCUGCUCCAUGAUUCUCCUAAACUAAAAGUUCUCAAUCUCAAAGUCUCUUCUAGUGGACGUUUUAAGAAGUACGAGCCAGUUAACUGGAACGAUGGACAGAUCUCUGUGCCUAGCUGUUUGUUGGAGAGCCUUGAGACUUUGGAGUUUGCAGAGUACAGGGGAAGUCAAGAAGAGAGAGACUUUGUGAGUUUUAUCGUAAAGAAUGCUUGUCGGUUGAAGUCUUCCACGAUCAAGCCUUGUACCUAUAUUGAAACCUUUUCCUCUUCGGAGAGUAACGAUGAUUAA